This is a messenger RNA of Coniosporium apollinis CBS 100218, 1692 nucleotides long. RefSeq lists its product as uncharacterized. The transcript is spliced from 3 exons. Gene Ontology annotation, biological process: regulation of DNA-templated transcription. Lineage: Eukaryota; Fungi; Ascomycota; Dothideomycetes. Bases 1 to 1692 code for a protein of 563 amino acids. Gene Ontology annotation, molecular function: zinc ion binding; DNA-binding transcription factor activity, RNA polymerase II-specific. The record is from RefSeq and is a predicted model, not a curated record.
AUGCUAAGGUCAGAUCUGGAUGCAUUACAUGCAAGUCAGCACGUCAAAUGCGACGAGACCAAGCCAAACUGCCUGACAUGCUCGCGCACUGGCCGGAGAUGUGACGGCUACAGAUUUCAAGAGAUACAGUUCUUCAACAUCCUAACAUCCGAGGUCGGCGGUGCCCGCGUUGGUGUGCAGCCCAGCGCGGCAGUCGAUGGAACCUCAAUCUCGCCACCUUGGGAGACAUCCUCGACCAGCGAGGAAAGAAACAGGAAUCUGUCCGAUGCUGCUCUCAUGCAACUCACCGCACGUCCUUACAGCCCGUUUCUGAACUUUUCAGGCAGUAUCCAAGAGCACAGAUCUCUCGACUUCUUCCAUGCUCGGGUUGCCACGACACUGGCUGGCUACUUCGACACCACAUUCUGGACACAUAUCAUUCCGCGGGUUGGUGCUUCAGAACCCUCCGUAAAGCAUGCUAUGAUCGCCCUCGCGUCCUUGUACGAAACUAUCCGUACUCGCGACAGACAAUUGGGUCGAGAGCAACAGCGCUGCACACUUCUCCAAUACAACAAGGCUAUCAAAUCUCUGAAAGAACGCCUAGAGACUGGAGAGCAAGCCUUGGAGGUUACAUUGCUAACUUGUGUUCUCUUCAUCUGUCUGGAAUUCAUGCGUGGAAACCCGAAUGUAGCGUUAGAUCAUCUACACAGCGGCCUACAGAUCUUGGACAGCACUCAGCGGUCUACGCAGGACGCGCAAUCAAUAGAGGAAGAGCUUGUCAAUAUCUUCUCUCGACUCAGUAUCCAGGCCUCUCUGUGGGGGCGGCGGCCACCUCAGAUUAGUGCCAGCAAGGACGAUGACCCGACGAGAGACUUCGAUUCAGCUUGCACACCAUUCGCUACUAUUCGCGAGGCGAGGGUAUCACUUGAACGCAUACUCAUACAGUGUUUACGACCCUCUGACCCUCAUAUCGAGCUUGACCCAUCUAUGCCGAUGUCCGAUGUUUGGAAAGCUGAGCGGGAGAGACUGACAGCACAACUGCGGUACUGGAACUCCAGACAUGGCCUAUCCAUGGCAGUUUCGGUCCACACCAAUGGUAUCUAUAGCUUGCGAAUCCUCCAAAUGAUGGCUAUCGUGGCUAUCGUCUGGAACUCGAUCCCAUUGAUUCCAGAGGAGACGGCGUUCGACCGACACCUCUCCGAUUUCGAAACCAUCGUCUCUCUCGCAGCAACCCUAGUCGACGGUAAAGCCCCAUUCUCUCCGCAAGCAGCUUCAGUCGCGACAUCGUUGCCGUCGGAAACCACGUCAGCGUCACAUCGGCCAAACUUCCCGGCAUUGUCGAACACUCCAAUUCCUUUCACCUUCGAAAUGGGCAUCAUUCCAUGUCUCUACUUCACCGCCAUUAAAUGCAGAAGCCCGUCAGUCCGCCGAAAAGCUAUUCGUCUCCUCUCAAUCGUGAUACCUGAACAAGAAGGCCUGUGGCACGCGCGAAUGCUAGCGAAGGUCGCUAGUCGCAUAGUGCAACUGGAGGAAGAAGGCUACACACCAACAGAGGUGACGAGCACUUGGCCACCUGAGGAAGGACGUAUACAUGCUGCGUACAUAUAUUCCAACUACUCUUUGGAAGAGCGGACGCAGCAGGUAAACUUCAUUUGGAAACCUGGCGGACUGCGCGGUGAAUGGAUGGAUUGGGUGGAAACCAUAGCUUACUAG